Abrus precatorius (Indian licorice) is the source of this 1048-nucleotide messenger RNA. Its product is annotated as myosin IB heavy chain-like. Gene Ontology annotation, molecular function: cytoskeletal motor activity. The transcript is spliced from 4 exons. Lineage: Eukaryota; Viridiplantae; Streptophyta; Magnoliopsida; Fabales; Fabaceae. The coding region runs from base 20 to 625 and encodes 201 amino acids. The record is from RefSeq and is a predicted model, not a curated record. Gene Ontology annotation, cellular component: myosin complex.
UUCCUUGCAAGAAACCACAAUGGAACGGUUCAGGAUGUCGAGGCGCACCCAGAUCGACGAGCCUAGUCCUCAACCUCCCAAAUGCGACGACGUUCCGGUAGAUGAUUCCUCUCCAGUUCAGCAAGAUGAACGGGACGAUCAAGAGAAGGUCUGUAAGCGGGACUACAUCGACCUCCCUUCUAACCCCUAUUUGAUGAAGAUUUUGAACAAGCAAGGGGACCAGGUUGUUCUGUUUGCAGAUAAAGUUUUGAAGUUCACUGGGACAGGGAAAAUGAAAUUCCGCAUUCUCUUAAUUACGGAUUUUGCAAUUUACAUUGUUGACCCAGACACUGAUUCCCUUAAACGGAGGGUUGCCCUUGCAGCUGUUGAGAAGAUUUGUGUUAGUGAACUAAGUGAUAACUUUCUUGCUGUAAUAAUCCCAACCGAAUAUGAUUUACUUAUAGCUAGUGCUCGAAAGACCGAAAUUGUCACUGCCUUUGGUGAAGCUACCAGGAGAGCAUCUGAUUAUGAGCUUGAUGUUGUUUCUUCCAAUAGGUUUGAGUAUAAUGCAACAUCCGACUUGGUUAAAGAAGUUGAAUUUGAGGAAGUUGAAGGGGGUGUCAAAACAAGAAUUUUGAGGAAGUGAAUUUGAUUUGUAUCUUCAUGAUGAUGUCUAUAAACUUGGCAGGAAGAUACAUAAAGGAAAUGAUUUUUUGAGUAAUUGCUUGGGAAACUUUCUCCUCGUAUAGCUUCUCCUUUCCAAAGGUUAAUUACGCUAUUAUUCUUAUAUCAGAAAUUUUAAAAGAAAAGAAUUAUAUAUGUGAUGUAACAUGUAAGUUUUCAACUUGAAACCAGAUUCAGCUGGAUGUAUGAAAUAGAACUAUAUCAAAUUUUUAGAUUUAAUAUCAUUCAUUGUGAAAGUUCUUGACUUCCACUAGGCCCCUUUGCAUCAAACCCAUUCCCUAUUUCCCUUUCAGGUAGACCUUGUUUUUUUAGCAGUGUGCUAGUAUAGUACCACCGAAUAUGUUGAUGUUAAAUAUACUUCAGCUAGGGUUACCAGCCCUUUAUA